AUAACAUUCUCUUUAUUGGAAAUGAAAGAGUGGAGAAUUUCCCAGAGGAGACAGGGAAAAUUAUUUUAGAGAAAUUUGCAGAUCCCCUGAAGAAUAUGUCCUUUUUUCUCAGCAGGUUCAUUGACCAGGUCAUACCAACCAGAUGAAUCCAGCAAAUCAUUCCCAGGUGGCAGGAUUUGUUCUACUGGGGCUCUCUCAGGUUUGGGAGCUUCGGGUUUUUUUCUUCACUGUUUUCUCUGCUGUAUAUUUUAUGACUGUAACAGGAAACCUUCUUAUUGUGGUCAUAGUGACCUCUGACCCACAUCUGCACACAACCAUGUAUUUUCUCUUGGGCAACCUUUCUUUCCUGGACUUUUGCUACUCUUCCAUCACGGCACCUAGGAUGCUGGUUGACUUGCUCUCAGGCAACCCUACCAUUUCCUUUGGUGACUGCCUAACUCAACUCUUCUUUUUCCACUUCAUUGGAGGCAUCAAGAUAUUUCUGCUGACUGUCAUGGCAUAUGACCGGUACAUUGCCAUUUCCCAGCCCCUGCGCUACACACUCAUUAUGAAUCAGACUGUCUGUGCACUCCUCAUGGCAGCCUCCUGGGUGGGGGGCUUCAUCCACUCCAUAGUACAGGUUGCAUUGACCAUCCAGCUGCCAUUCUGUGGGCCUGACAAGCUGGACAACUUUUACUGUGAUGUGCCUCAGCUAAUCAAAUUGGCCUGCACAGACACCUUUGUCUUAGAGCUUCUAAUGGUGUCUAACAGUGGCCUGGUGACCCUGAUGUGUUUUCUGGUGCUUCUGGGAUCCUACACAGCACUGCUAGUCAUGCUCCAAAGCCACUCACGGGAGGGCCGCAGCAAGGCCCUGUCCACCUGUGCCUCUCACAUUUCUGUGGUGACCUUAAUCUUCGUACCUUGCAUUUACAUCUAUGCAAGGCCUUUUCAGACAUUCCCCAUGGACAAGGCAGUCUCUGUGCUAUACACAGUACUCACCCCCAUGCUGAAUCCUGCCAUCUAUACCCUGAGAAACAAGGAAGUGAUCAUGGCUGUGAAGAAGCUGCGGAGGAGGCAAAAGGAUCUUACUGGUUCCCUGUGCAGACCCUUAGAUUAGCAGAGGCAGUGACCUGAGAAUCUGAAAGACACGUCAGGGUAUUAGCUUGCUUGAUAGGACCCUAAAGGUAGAUAGAAAUCUCUGCCCACUGCUUCUCCAUUGUUCUUAACCUCAGUCAGGUUCUGGUGACCUGAACAAUUAGCCAAAAUAGAAGAUGGGAUGAGUGUCUUAGAACCACUGCUAAGUGCCUCCCAGAUAAAAGGUAUCAAGUUCUAUGCAGAAGUACUGUUUGGCUCAGAGACCACUUUCCCAGGUAAGAAUGGUGUUGGCCUUGCUGAGAAAGUUUCAACUAGUAAAUCUGGUGUCUCUUGCCUGAUAUCACUUUUUGGACACAAAAUACAUUAGAAGAGCUUAAAAUAUUUUAAAAUUUCUUUAAGACAAGCGUUCUCUUGAAAUAUUGGACCCUGAGUCCCAAUGGAGACUGAUUGAUAGUUGAAUGUUUGUCAGUGAGGAAAAAG
Molecule: messenger RNA, 1554 nt
Organism: Cebus imitator (Panamanian white-faced capuchin)
Lineage: Eukaryota; Metazoa; Chordata; Mammalia; Primates; Cebidae
Product: olfactory receptor 4D5
Exons: 1
Coding region: 143-1096 (317 amino acids)
Biological process (GO): G protein-coupled receptor signaling pathway
Cellular component (GO): membrane
Molecular function (GO): olfactory receptor activity; G protein-coupled receptor activity
Source: RefSeq, a predicted model, not a curated record